UUCUGAUUGGCGGCGAGAACGCGCAAUAUAAAUGCGAGCGCGGAACCCGGCGCUCACUCUGCCGCCCGCGCUGCUGCUGUAGCGAUGGCUCGUCUGGUGCCCUUGGUCCUGCUCGGACUGCUCUCGCUGUCCAGCCUGGACGCCAUCCAGCGUACUCCGAAGAUUCAGGUUUACUCCCGUCACCCAGCGGAGAAUGAGAAGCCAAAUUUCUUGAACUGCUAUGUGUCUGGGUUCCACCCACCACAGAUUGAAAUUGAUUUGCUGAAGAACGGGCAGAAGAUGAAAGCGGAGCAGUCUGACCUGUCUUUCAGCAAGGACUGGUCUUUCUAUCUCCUGGUCCACACUAACUUCACGCCCAACGCAAGAGAUGAGUACAGCUGCCGCGUGAAUCACGUGACUCUCCAGGAACCCAAGAUAGUUAAGUGGGAUCGAGACCAGUAAGCAGCAGCAUGGAGGUUUGAAGAUGUCUCAUUUGGAUUGGACUAAUUCCAAAUUCUGUUUUCUUGCUUUUUAAUACUAAUAUACUUUCAGGCUUUAUACACAUAAAUCAGGCAUUAUAUUGAUGUUAUCACAAAUACCACUUUAUGUCUCCAUGUUUGACUUGGGACGCUGGUAGCUUAGAGGUGUAGAGGAGGGAAUUCCAUGUAUAACAUCAACAUCUGCAUCAAAUCUGAACUCUUCUGUCUCUUCUGCACACAAAACUGGAUAAUAUGAUAGUUAUGCAUGUUUAGAGGAAACCUUCAAUUUAUAAUUAUGCUUAGAAUUUUGGGAAAAUUUUUAAAGAUAUUUAUCAGAAUUAUGGAAAUUUGUGAUAGUGGGUGAAACAUUCUGCCAUAUAAAAUUCAUAUUUACCUCUUACAUGUGUCAGAGUGCAAUAUGGUUGUGUCUAUGUUGAUUAUAUUUUUGUUUCACUAAAAAAAAUGGUAAAACACGUUCAGCUUCUCAGAGGAACAAUAGCUAACUUCUCAAUGUCAGUGGGAUCCAGAACACAGUAGAAAGUGAUCAUGAAUGUGGUGAAACAACUGCCUGCCUAGAAUUCCAUGCACAACAAAAAUAUCUUUCAAAAAUGACUGCAAAUUGACACUUUAGAUGAAAACUGAGAUCAGCACCAGUCAGAUCCUCAUUAAAGGAGAUUCUAAAUGAUACACCUUACGCAGAGGGAAGGCCUACAAUGUGAGAAGUGAAGAGCAAGGGAAAUGUAUCAAUUCUGUGUAAAAAGAAAGAAGCCUGAAUACUUAAGUAUAAUGAAUGCCAAUGUAGUAAAAAACAAACAAACAAAACACCCAGAACAAUUAUGUAAGUAUAGAAAGAGCAAGUGAUGUUAAAGCAUUCAGUGGACUUCUGUUACCCAGAAGGGUAAAGUUAUAAACUUUUUUGGUAAUUUAAACAUGUACAUUAUAUUUCCUAGGGUAUCCUCUUAAAAAAACAUAAACUGAAUAUUUACUGUCUAACUAGUAGAGGGCACAGGAGCUUCUGGAGUGCUAGUAAUGUUUUAUUUUUUGCCCUGAAUGAUGGUUACAAGAAAUUUUGCUUUGUAAUUAUUCGUUAAAUGAUAUGUACUUCACAUUUUAAAAUAAUGUUAUAUUUCAUAAUAAAAAUAAUAAAAUUGA
This is a messenger RNA of Camelus dromedarius (Arabian camel), 1610 nucleotides long. RefSeq names its product beta-2-microglobulin. Gene Ontology annotation, cellular component: MHC class I protein complex. The record is from RefSeq and is a predicted model, not a curated record. The transcript has 4 exons. Bases 85 to 441 code for a protein of 118 amino acids. Gene Ontology annotation, biological process: immune response. Lineage: Eukaryota; Metazoa; Chordata; Mammalia; Artiodactyla; Camelidae.